AUGAAACGAGACGCGCAAGCAGACGCCAAAGUUCGAGCAGAGCUCUCAACGAAGCCAAAUGGAGAAUUUGCGACAGAAGACGAGGCAACAAGCACGACACAGUUGCCAAUUGCACCUAGUGCGGAGAUCGAGACUCAUGGUCCAGCUUCGAAAGAAAUCGAUAGCGAGACCUCGCCCGCAAAAAUUGCUGCUCUCGAGCUCGAGAUUCAGGACAAGAUCCUGCAAAGCUACGACCUCGAUGGUAAGGACAUCACCCCAGAACAUAUUGCGGUCCUCAACGUGUUCGCUCGCGGAAUUUCCGCCGCCACUCCAGAAGCCGCAAAAGAGGCCGCGCACCAGCUCAACGAUCUCUGCCCUCUCUUGAACCGAACUGGAGAGGCCAACAAUUGGAUGUACAUGGUCUGGCUCGUUAUGCUUGACAUCGUUGCAGAUAUUGGAUCGAAAGACACAGUACAAGAGGGUUGUGUCCGCAUCCUUGAGGAGUUGGUGCAGUGUGCCAAAGGGAUGAUGGACGUCUGGGGCAGCGACCUACGGGUGUGGAGAGAUCUACCCGUCUUCCCAAUCGCCUUUCACGAGUACUGGGAAAAUGACCCAACCAGCAAACUGGGAGCAGAAAAGCUCCACCCCGCAGACGUCCAGAGCUGGAAGAACAUCAGCUGCUUUGCGGCUCGACUGAUGCGCUCAGGUCUCGCCAGUGACUACGACCAAGCUAUUAUAGCAUUGCGUACAGCCCUCGAGGAGGAUGUGAAUACGCUGCCGGGGUUUGCAGAUUGCAGGACACAGGUCGCUUGCCUUUGGAUCAAGCACGCCGACAAGUUUCUUCUACGAUGGGCGCUGGAGGACCCUGGUCGUGCGGAAUUCGCCGGGCCCCCGCCAUCAUAUUUGGAAGCAGGCCCAUUGUACGGCGGACCUGCGACCAUGUGUCUGCAGAGAUGGGGCUUCUGGAUUGAACGUCUAGAGAUGCUUGGGAAGGAGACGUCUGUAUUGGAAGAAGACACGCGGGAAAUGGCACUUCAGGCCGCGAGGACGAUAAGAAACGUCGAGAAGCGUGUGCGUCGUUUAUUGUCAGCAUGA
Molecule: messenger RNA, 1074 nt
Organism: Colletotrichum siamense
Lineage: Eukaryota; Fungi; Ascomycota; Sordariomycetes; Glomerellales; Glomerellaceae
Exons: 3
Coding region: 1-1074 (357 amino acids)
Source: RefSeq, a predicted model, not a curated record